UGUGUUUAUAUGGAUGUAGCUUGUUGUAAUUAAAGAAAUGGAGACCACACCGAAGACAACCAAAUCAAAACCUGUGUACGGCACACCCUGCUAUUUAAAAUCAAGCCCAUGUGAAUCCAGUAGUGUGCAAAAGCCAAAACAGCAGAUGAGUUCUUCUCUGAAGGAACGACUGAAAAGAUCAAAACGUUCCUUCACCUCCCCUGUUUCCGUGGCCAAACGUCUUAACAUCGAUGAUGACCAACUACCCUCAACAGCAGACAAAGAGACCGAGCAUGGUGCCAAAACAGACAGACCGAAGAAUAUUGACAUCAACAGAAAUGAGAGCACGACCAGUGACUUUCCAGAGACCAGAAGGGCUGGGGUCCCUGGCCCCAUGCCUGAAUCAGCUCAACCCACUCAUAUAGACUUGCUACAACUACGAGACAAAUUGAAGAGAGAGGUUAAAGAAAGGACCGAGAGACUACGGCGACUGAAGAUGGUUAAAAUGUACAGAAGCAAGAAUGACCUGACACAGUUGAGAGUUUUGAUUGACAAGUGGCGGAGUUGUAGUCAGGCUGCAUUGUAUGAGCUCCAGUCAGAUCUCCCCAUAGAUGGCAGGAAAGCCAGCAUCUCCCAGCUAAUUGACCUCUUUGGUGUAGAGGACAGCAUACUGCACUUCAACCGCACAGAAGAGGACUUCACCAAUGCAUAGACCCACGUGCCUUCUGUUCAUAUUGUCACAAAUAAUAUUAAUUGUUGAUAUCAGAUUUAUCAUGCAGAUUUCCUGCCUUUGUUGAAUAGUCUAGAUUCAAUCUUAUGUACUGGAUGUUUUUCACCCUAAAUUUACUAUGAUCCACAAGUAAUUAGAGUGAAAAAAAUGUUAAUUUGCCACUUCAUCAGUUUAAUUUCAUACUGUUACCUACCAUAGUAAUUUAUAUUAGUUCUAUAUUUAAACAUGAAAGUCAGUUUGAAGUUUUGUUAAUUUAAAAAAAAAUAAAGUGUUUCCUAAAUGUGUCAGUUAUGUUUUAGCUGAGCGAGAGCGGGGAAGGACUUCAUCCUCAUGCGUUCCACCUCUGCCCUGAGGGUAGCCACCUCCUCAGCCUGGGCCCUGGCUAGCUCCACCAGCUUCUUCCUCUGGAUGAUCUCCUGGUACCUCUCCUCUGCAUCACUCUCAUGGUUCUCCUCCAUGGCUGAGCAGAGCAGCAAAUAGCAUCACAGUUCAUUAGAUGAUUCAGUGGAAGUGUUAUAGGAAAUGAGGCAUCAAGGGGCAAGUUAGGGGUUAAAAACAACAAUGCAAUGGAACAAUAUCCACCACAUGUACACAGUGAUGCCAAUAAAGCUCCUGGUAACAUCACAGUUGAAGUAAUGAUGUACCUAAAAUUGUGUAAACCUAUACUGCAAUGAAAUGUGUAAUUAUUACAGUACCUAUGGCUUCACAGAUGUGUCUCCUCUCAGCCACAGUCACUUGCAUGUUGGUCAGCUGCUCAUCCAGAGCAGAAUUCUUUGAUGCCUUCAUUGCUGCCUGUCUGUUCAGCUGCUUGAUCAACUUCUUACAGGUCAGCACAUUCUUUUGGUGAGUCUGAAAUACACAAACAUUAUAGCUGAUAUUUUAAGCAAUUGAAUAAAUGUAAUCGAUAUGAAAUUAUAUUAACUCUGUUCACAUUACCUUUUCCUGUAAUGUUAUGGUUUUCUCCAGAGUUGAAACCUGCUUUGAUAUGCGGUUGUCGUGAUCCGUCUCACUGAGAUACUUGGGGCAAUAAAGCUUUGUUUAAAUAAUGA
Oncorhynchus masou masou (cherry salmon) is the source of this 1758-nucleotide messenger RNA. RefSeq names its product SWI5-dependent homologous recombination repair protein 1 (gene sfr1). Lineage: Eukaryota; Metazoa; Chordata; Actinopteri; Salmoniformes; Salmonidae. Gene Ontology annotation, biological process: double-strand break repair via homologous recombination; positive regulation of DNA-templated transcription. Gene Ontology annotation, cellular component: Swi5-Sfr1 complex. The transcript is spliced from 3 exons. The record is from RefSeq and is a predicted model, not a curated record. Bases 38 to 691 code for a protein of 217 amino acids.